AUGGCCUCCCUCUUCCGCCCGACCCUGCUGCGCCAGGCUGGCCUUGCCCGCCACGCCCUCGCCCGGCCGGCGGCGCCCUCGACCAUCGCUCGCGUGGCCGCCUUCCACGCCUCCAGCCGGAGGAGCCUGCUUCCUCCUGGUCCUCUCAACGACGCCGCCCCCGUCCCGUCGCCCUCGCCCUCGCACGGCUCGUACCACUGGACCUUUGAGCGCCUGAUCGCCGCGGGCCUCGUGCCGCUCUCGGUCGCGCCCUUUGCCGGCGGCUCCGUGAGCCCCGUCCUCGACGCCGCCCUGUGCUCGCUCCUGCUCCUCCACACCCACCUCGGCUUCCAGGCCAUCCUGAUCGACUACGUCCCCAACAGCCGCUACCCGGGCAUGCGCAAGGCCCUGACCUGGCUCCUCAACGGCGCCACCCUGCUCGUCGGCGUCGGGCUUUACGAGUACGAGACAAACGACAUUGGUCUCACCGAGACCGUCAAGCGCGUCUGGACUGCGUAG
Molecule: messenger RNA, 498 nt
Organism: Microdochium trichocladiopsis
Lineage: Eukaryota; Fungi; Ascomycota; Sordariomycetes; Xylariales; Microdochiaceae
Product: CybS-domain-containing protein
Exons: 2
Coding region: 1-498 (165 amino acids)
Biological process (GO): mitochondrial electron transport, succinate to ubiquinone; tricarboxylic acid cycle
Cellular component (GO): mitochondrial envelope; membrane
Molecular function (GO): ubiquinone binding; heme binding
Source: RefSeq, a predicted model, not a curated record